UGAAUCUUUCAUCAUUUCGAUGUUAAUUGCUGCAGCAUUCCUUGAAUGGCUGUGCCUGCCCCCUUCCUGUCUCAAAAGGAUCAUAAAUAUUCCGGCCCAGUACCCCAGGAGCCAUGACAAGCAAAAGAACACACCCGCCUAGAGAUAGCUCUUGUGGUACUUAAAUGUGUGGGUUAAUUUCAUUUUGUUAGCCCACUUUAAUAACUGGAUUUACCCCCACCCCACAAACUUCUUCAUUUUCUAUUUCUGCUCUGAAGCUGUGAGAGGAGAAAUCUCGGCAGGCAAAUUACUCCAGGGUAUUCGUGGGACGGUCCUGUAAGGAACAGUGAAACUCUCAUCAUCUGGAUUCCUGAUCCUUUUCCGACAUGGCAGGUGUGAAUGCCUGUGUAAAAUGUUCUAUGUUUAUCUUCAACUUUAUGUUCUGGCUGUGUGGUGUCGUCAUCCUGGCAACGGCAAUUUGGCUACGAGUAAGCAAAGAUGGUCGAGAGAUUCUCAAUCCUGAGGGCUUAGGCACUAACCCCAAUAUUGCUGCAAAUAUCUUGAUCGCUGUGGGUAGCAUCAUCAUGAUGCUGGGUUUCCUGGGAUGCUGUGGCGCCAUGAAAGAAAACCGCUUCAUACUUGUGUUGUUUCUUAUAGGAUUGCUUCUGGUCCUACUCCUGCAGGUGUCGGCAGGUAUCCUAGCAUUUACUCUCAAAACUAAGACUGAUCAUGUUCUGAAUGAUGGUUCCCAUGCUAACAUGUCGCUUUUGAGCUUAAAAAAUGAAGAUAGAAAAAUGUUCCAGAAAGCCUUUUCUGAAAUUCAAGAAAAGUAUAAAUGCUGUGGUUUGGUCAAUGGAGCUUCUGACUGGGGAAAUAAUUUUCAAUACUAUUACAAGUCAUGUGAAUGUCCAGAUGCAUCAGACUCUUCUUGUACAAGUUAUAGUGGAAAAACUAUUUACAAACAGACAUGCCUUCCUUUGGUAAGAGGCCUUGUUUCUAGACAUUUUUCCUUAGUUACUGGACUAGCGUUUGGACUGGCAGCUGUUGAGAUACUUGCUGUGAUAUUUUCUAUUGUCCUAUAUGGCAACACAAGGAAGAAAUAA
Vicugna pacos (alpaca) is the source of this 1082-nucleotide messenger RNA. Lineage: Eukaryota; Metazoa; Chordata; Mammalia; Artiodactyla; Camelidae. The record is from RefSeq and is a predicted model, not a curated record.